UUGCUCAUGUAAGUGAACGAUUGAAAGAAUAAGAUGAUUUAGGGUUGACUGUGAUUUGGAUUUUUGCAGGAAUAAAUCAAAAACGCAUAAUGGACCAGCGAAAUCGCUACCACCGCCAACUUUUCGAUUUAUGCCUCUUGAUGCGAAAGAUGUUAGUUUUUUUUUAAACCUACCGUAAUCUAAAAUUUCAUUCAAAAUUAACUCAAAAUUAUACAAAACAGAGUUCAUGCUAAUAGAAGAGAGACUUUUCUAUUUUUAAAUAUUUUUUGUCAAUAUGUGCCGUUGAGUUAGCUUUUGACCUACUGAUAAUGAAACUUCAAUUGAAAACUACCCAGAUAAACUCUUAUCGUAAGGUUUGAAUUGUAAAUAGUAAAAAAUUUUCAGAAAUAAAAAAAGGUUACAAUAUAUGAAAAAGUAUUUUAAAAAUUUGGUUGAGAAACUGUUUUCGAGCAGAGUUCUGUGUUUGAGCCAAACACUUCAAGUUAAAGAUGAUUCCCACAGUUCAAAAAAUUGUUUAAAAAAAUUUCAGACAGCGUUCGCUGAUAAAUCAAAUAUUUUUCGAAAAAAAACAUUGUAAAGAACAUUCGAUUUUUUAUCUAGAAAUGAUAUCUAAGACAAACAGCCUACACAAAUUAUUUUGAAAAAAAAAUGAUUUAAAAAAAUAAGAAAUCGCCAAAAGUAGGAAUAGAAUAACAGAUGUUGUUUGAAUCACCCAAAUUUGCGCUCAUAAAACUAACAGAAAUGUGUCAGCACUUCGAAUGUUUGCGUCUUUUUUGUUUAAUAUACCUAUGAACUGAAAAAAAGAGAAUGAAAAGAAAAUAGGUUCUGUGAAAACAUCAGGUGUUUUUUGGUCAUAAUUACGGAGUGAAAUUUUUAAACGAAAAUUAUAGGUUUGAUAAUUGUAAUAUGAUAUCAUAGAAAAGAAAGAGCUAAAAAUAAAUUUCACACUUUGUUUAGAAAAAAAGCUCACAAACGUGGAUAGAAAAUAUUUUGAUGCACAAAAAGAGCAGUGAUUUAUGCCAAUUGUUCUAUUGGCACCAAAAAUUUUGGCGCGAAAAAAUUUUGCACCUGACAUAAUUUAUGAACGGGUUGAUUUAUAACUUUGAAUUUCACGAGAAAGAGGUUUUGGUCUGAUUGGGCUAUUCAAGUUCACUUUUUUAUACAUAGACAUUGUUUUCUAUAUUUUAUAUUAGUUCAUUAGUACCUAUUCAAUAAGAAAUUAUUGGUAAAAAACUAAUUGCUAGUACGUAUGGAGAAAACAAAAAAGAUAUGCCAGAAGAAAACUUUGCUCAAAAUUUUUCAAAAGAUAUUAUUUUCAAUAUGGGAGAAAUGCAAUGAAAAUGUGGUUGAAACUACAUUUUGAACAUUUUUUUUUAAAUAAGAGUUAUUUUUCGAAGGAUUUCACAAAUAAAAAAACACAAUUUCAAUUAAAAAUAAAAUAAGAAAGUCCUUAUGAAAAACAAAAAAAACCUGAGACAAUCCAAAACAACAAAGUAAAUACAUAGUUUAAUUGAGAAAUUGAAAUUAACUUGGAGAACAUGAAAUUGGGCUUGAAAGCAAAUUUUAAAAAUCUAAUAAAUCAAGAUAAUUCCAGAAUCAGAUUUUUUUUCAAUUUAUUAAUUAAUUUUACAACACUUCUCGUGCUAUACUCUAGUCUUAUCGACAGAAAUUUACAUGUUCAUUCAUUCGAGAUUAGCACUUCUAUUUUUCUUCUAUAAAAAAUAGUAUUAGUUGCCUAGGCAUCCUUUUUAAUCCUACUUCUGCUCUUUUUUCCCUUCAUUUCUGUGCUGAUAUGGAUAUUAGAAGUGAACUAACUAUUAUUUUACCUUCUAUUGCCGAAAUUUUGAAUUUGAAUACUGAGGUUCAAUGCUUGGAUUGAAUAAUCAAAAAUAUUUACAAUUUUCAGCUUCCACCAGCUUCAUCUGCUCCAAAACCAGAUAGAUUAAGCAAUUUUGGCUCAAAAAACAUAAAUGUAGGUUUCUCAAUCAAACUGUGAAAAUUGGCCAUUUUCCAAAAUUAAAUUUUAGGGAACUUACUGGAACUAUGACAAGGAACAUGGAAAACUGAUAGAUAGCUUGAGAAGCACCCCAAAUAAUGGAACACUUUUAAAGGUAAAUCGAGAGAGAAAUUUCGAUUAGAUGAAUGUGAUUUUUUCAGCAACAUCCAUCAACAUCAACAACUCCGCCAAAACCACUAAGUCACACUGAGAAAAAACGCGCAUCUUUUGAAGCAAAUCGAACUCAAGGAUCAGAAUCUGUACAGCCUAAAAAAUCUCGAAGUCUUCCACAACAAACAUCGACAGAGUAUCAACCAUUGCCACCCACUCCAAAUAGUGAACCAGAACAGAAUGUGAACACAAAAUGGGUAGGUCUCAAUUUUCGGUGUGCUUAUUGUGGGAAAGGCUCCCUUGAAACCCCAUCGAAGAUAUUCGAAAUCGCAAUUUUCAGACGGCAUUCGGAUGUACGGUUGGUGGGGAGAAAAUAGAGAUUCCCAGCGAUUGUCAAGUGUUUCGGAUGGUGCACCCAGGUGCUGAUGGAAUUAGUAGAGAAUUUGUCAUCCCUAUGCCGCAAGGAUCUAGUAUAGCUGAUGUUUUGGUAUGUUUUUAAUUUUUUUAUGAAACAUUUAUGAGGACAGGAAAUUGGUAUAAUUUUUCAACAACAAAAAAAACGCAUGAAACCCACUUAUUUUUUUUUCGGAAAAAAUUGAUUUAUUUUUCGAAAUUGUAUUUUUGUAGGAUACAAUUUGUUGGUUUUUAUAUUAGACAAGUGCAUUUUUAUAUUUUCGUGAGAAUAAUAAUUCUUUCAUAAAUUUCCUAUUAAUUUCCAGAAAUUUCAGUAAAAUUGAUCAUAGGAUUUUGAUGUAUUUCAGCGAUUUUUUCAGAUGGCCCUUCCGGACAAUUUUUUGAGUUAUUUCAAUCAUCCAAUCGACUCAACCACCUCAGGUAUUUUUUAAAACUUUUUCAAUAUUUUUUUCGAAAAUGCAUUUCAAUAAUUAUUGUAGCCCGAGAAAGUAUGCGUGUAGUAGAACCUGAGCCGGAGCCCGAACCACAACCACAAUCGCAACAUCCAUCAAUGUGGAUUGAGCAAGAAUGUGCCCAGAUUUCAAAUAACGAUAAUGACGUAAGCCAGUUAUUUUAAAGAAAAAGAAAAAAAUGAUUUUUUUCAGACAGAGCAACCAAUAAUUGUUAAUCCAAAACAGUAUUAUCGAAUUAUGAAACGACGAAGGACUAGGCAAAUGUUGGAAGAAGCUGGUCGAUUACCAAAAGCCAGAGCGGUAAGAAAAUUUGCAAUUGAUCAUAUUUUUACGUUUAUACUUUUUUCAGAAGUAUCUUCAUGAAUCGCGUCAUCAACACGCAAUGUCAAGAGCUCGCGGAGAAGAUGGACGUUUUGAUAGUCAUAGUAUGUUUGUGAGAAUUUUGAAUAAAAAUUAACGAUUUUUUUCAGAGAAAAAACCCGAAACCUGCGGAACCUGAGAAAGAUAGUGCAAAUGAAAACGAACCGGAUACAUCAACCAAGCCUUCAACUAGCUAUGUUCCUAUUCAGUGAGUCCUAAACAAAUUUUUUUAUUUAAACCAGGCUAAUUGUAUUUUUUCCAGACCUGCUCCAAAAUUCAAAAACCUCAAAAAAAUUCCAAGUGAUAAUUAUUCUUGCAUGAUCCCGAAUGAACAAAAAACUGUGAUUGAAACAAGUUCAGCUGAUGGACAAUCCUCUACAUUGACAGUUCUUUAA
This is a messenger RNA of Caenorhabditis angaria, 3728 nucleotides long. NCBI's taxonomy places the organism in Eukaryota, Metazoa, Nematoda, Chromadorea, Rhabditida, Rhabditidae. The record is from the annotation of a GenBank genome assembly.